This is a messenger RNA of Carcharodon carcharias (great white shark), 2733 nucleotides long. RefSeq names its product 5'-nucleotidase domain containing 1 (gene nt5dc1). NCBI's taxonomy places the organism in Eukaryota, Metazoa, Chordata, Chondrichthyes, Lamniformes, Lamnidae. Gene Ontology annotation, molecular function: 5'-nucleotidase activity. The record is from RefSeq and is a predicted model, not a curated record. Bases 67 to 1443 code for a protein of 458 amino acids. The transcript is spliced from 12 exons.
UGACGCGGUGCUGCGGCAGACGGCAGAGUGGAGGGAACCGGUGAUCACUGUCUUCAUUCCACCGCCAUGGCUGAACAUUUUUCGCUGGCGGACUGCGAUGUGAUCGGCUUCGAUCUAGACCAUACCUUGUGCCGGUACAAUGUGAGCGACACCUUCGCGCUGAUAUAUGAUAGCUUUGCUCAGUUCUUAGUUGAACAAAAAGGCUAUGAUCGGGAACUUAUGACUGUGGCUCCUGACAGUUGGGAUUUUUGUUUCAAAGGCUUGCUUUUGGACCUGGAAGAUGGAAAUUUACUGAAACUGGGUGAGGAUGGGACAGUUCUGAGAGCUAGUCAUGGCACUAGAAUUUUGACAGUAGAAGAAAUAUUGGAAAUCUAUGGAAAGAAGAGAAAAUGGAAGCACUUCAAAACGAUCAAUGGAACAUUUGCACGCUCAGGCAAAUAUCAUUUCUAUGACAAUUAUUUUGACCUGCCAGGAGCUUUGCUGUGUGCUCGUGUAGUGGAUCUGUUAGAUCAGAAUAGAAAUGUGAAAAAAUAUGAAUUCUGGAAGGAUGUGAUUGCUUCCAUAGAAUACAAUUACAAAGCAUCUGCCUUCAAAGAAGACUCUGGAAUAUAUUUUCCAUCAGUGAAAAAGGAUCCAGGAAAAUACUUAUUGCGUUGCUCUGAAUCAGUGAAAGAUUGGCUGAGGAAACUGAAGAAUGCUGGGAAGGUUCUGCUGUUAAUUACCAGCUCACACAGUGACUACUGCCGACUACUUUGUGAGCACAUCCUAGGGGAAGACUUUGAAGAAAUAUUUGAUAUCAUAAUCACAAAUGCUUUGAAGCCAGGUUUCUUUACACAAGUACCACAGCAAAGACCUUUUCGAACUCUUGUUAAUGAUGAAGAAAGGGAGCCACUUCCCUCGUUAGAGCAACCUGGCUGGUACUCACAAGGUAACUGGAGCCACCUUAAUGAACUACUGAAAAAGAUAACAGGAAAAUCUGAGCCAAAGGUUGUUUACUUUGGUGACAGUAUGCGCUCAGAUAUAUUCCCUGCUCACAGCUACAAUAAUUGUGAAACAGUCCUGGUGCUUGAAGAGCUAGAAGUUGAAGCCAGCCAAUCAGUUACAACAGACAGAAAGGACUCUGAACCAUUAGAGAAGAAAGGAAAAUAUGAAAGCAAGAGGCAGAAGAUGUGGCCAGUGGUGUCAGAACAGUGGGGCUCCUAUUUUGUGGAUGGCGUCACAGGACUGGAGGGUGAAGGUGAAACUCAGGUGCACACAUGGUGCACCAGCAACAUUAACACUUACAGCACCAUCGCUAUUCCCAGCCUGCAGGCUAUAGCAGACUUGUCACUUGACCACAAAUUCCCCAGGUUUUGUCCAGAUAAACCAAGGUUCACAGGUUACUAUCCAAGGCCUCCGGCAGCCCUUGUUCCAAGACCCAGUGAACCAAUAACACAAGAAUAAGCAUGCAAGAGCUGUUACCUCAGCCUGUGAAGAAAAGCAAGAUCCUCUGCAAAGCAACACAUGUUUUGUCUCUAGUGUGGCUACUGUGCGUUACCUCUGUAAGAGAAGUUUCUGUACUGUUUAAGUGCAUUUAGAAUCAGCUAUACUGAUGGUUUUAUUUUUUAAAAAGCUGUUAUAUCUUUACUUUUUUUAAAUUCCUCUUUUAGUGCUAUUGGUUGUAAGGGUAGCAUUAAUCAGUCUAAAUAUAGUUCAGGCCUGUUGAUUGUGACACUGUUGGAAGUAACGUCAUUCCAUUUAUUACAGGGGCACUGUAUUAAUGAAGAAUGUUUGAUAAACCUUUAUUUUUUUGUUUCACAAAGGAGAAAAGUCAGAACUGUGCAUCAUUUAGUUACAAUAAAGUCACACCCAAGUAAUGCAAUGAUGUGUUUUGAUGUGAUUUAUUUGAUCAUGUGUUUGUUAAAAUUUUUAAAAAUAUUUACCAUGUAUUUUUUCAUGAAGUGAACAAGCAAGAGUUCUACAGUCCACUUGUAUUUAUAUACAUUGGAACCUAGUUGAUGUCCUAGAAGUGAUGCCCUAUGAGCCAUAUUACCCUUAACCCAAUUAAGCUGCAUCAACCAUGUAUUGCCAUUUGGUUGGUGACUGGGUUGUCUAUUUAGAAACAUGCUACACUGUUGUAUAGUUAGUGAUAUACAACACCAGUACAAAAUAAAAAUCUCACAUUAAACACAAGUAUAAAGUUGGGGACAGGAAUAUUAUUUUGCUGAUUCUAUCCUGUCGAUCACAAAACUCUUUAGAAGCAGCAAAAAUCAAUUGAGCUUUAAUUGUUGAAUUUCUCCGACAUGACUGCUGAGGCAAAUAUGUAAUCAGUUAUGUCAUGGCAUCUUCAAGCUUACAGACAUGGGAAAGGGACAGUAGUACUAAAAGGGAACAAAGUCAAUACAAAACAAUUGUAUUGUGCAACGUAAAAAAAGUUUGCAAAUGUUGAUUUUCGACAUUAAUAGAAGUAUUUUUCAAUAUUUAGUGAAUAGAUCUGACAAACAGUUGAUUAAAUUGAAAUUAUAGUAUUUGUAGAAAAAUGUUGACCUCUAUGGUUGUUGGAUGCACAUAUUGUACUCUGCUUCAGUUCUCAGUAACUGCAUCAUUCUGGACAUGUUCAACAACAUAUUAUAGAUCCUACUCGGAUCCAGAUGUACUUUGUUAAAGUGAUGUGGGCUGUAAGUCAAUCAAUAAUAUGUAAACAUCAGCUUCAUCUUUGGUUUUGUACAUUAAAAUAAAAAGCUACAAAAAAUA